AAUCAACUAGCGCCACUUGUAGCAGCUAUCCAAAGAUGAGCUAGUUUUGCUUUUUACAACACAGCGACUGGAGUCGAAAGACACGACGUGAUUAUUUGUAACUGUCUAACAGCUACAACAUUGCCGAACUACUUAAUUGUGUGUGGCUGGUGUUGUUGCCGAAUAUAAAGACAAGACUCAUUUGCUGUUUCGUUUUUUUUCUUCUUUCUUACGGGCCACAUCACCCCUAACCCCCCACACCCUUUUAAAUCCAGAAUAUCAACACAACAAAGAUGGAGGAGCUCCAUGCCCACUGCCUGAACUGUGUGAACCGGAGGUGUAUGAUUCGCACAGAGACUGGUAUGUCCUGUGAUCUCAUUGGCUGUCCUCUUGUCUGUGGGGCAGUCUUCCACUCCUGUAAAGAGGAGGAGCAUCAUUUACUAUGCCCGUUUGAAAGAGUGCCUUGCCUCAACACUGGAUUUGGGUGCCCUUUCACUAUCCCCCGGAUUAAGAUGGCUAAACACCUAGAGACGUGCCCGGCCAGUGUGGUGUGUUGCACCAUGGAGUGGAACCGUUGGCCUGUGAGCUAUUCAGACAGGAAGUCCUAUGAGCAUUUGAGCAAUGUUGAAGUGGUGGAGCAGCUAGACAUGGCCCUGGCUCUGCAAGAUCAGAGGAUGCUACUGGAGUCUCUUAGAGUCACCACCAACACGUCAAAGAACAGAUCUAGUAAAUCGGCUGAGGAAACGUGUUACAAGAUCGCUGAUGUAAUGUCAAGUGUACCAGAGACUGACAUUAGUAAUGGAACGGUUGAAAUGGAUGAGGCUGCUGCUUUGACUAAUGGAGUGGUUGAAAUGGAAGAUGAUGAUGAGUCGUAUAGUGAGGUACACAAAAUAAAGUUAGCAGCUACCUUGGCUGUCCUCAGAACUGCCAAGGAUAUAGACUUGAUCAGUGUAAAUGUUGAAAACGGUGAGAGAGAAGGGGUUCUCCAUAGGGGAGAGGACAGCGAUAAUCAUAAUGAUUUGAAGAAUGUAGAGAUGAAGGCAAGUGACACAGAGUCGGGCUGUGAGCUCGGAGCAGUGGGCGGAGUCGGACUGGACUGUGAAUUUGGAAUAGACGGGCAGGGAGACGAGAGCAAUUGGAUAGAGUCUCCAGAGGAAGUGGAGAAGGACCAUGUGAUGGGUCUUGCUGAGGUGGGUUGUCCUCCUUUCAGUAACGGUUUCAACCAUGCAGGAGACAACCAAAAUCACUUGCGACAGCGUGAGUGGAUGGAUCUGAGCAGAUCUCCACCCAGACGCUCUGAAGUCAACAGGUUUUCAGACUUCAGGCUGGUGAUGCCUUAUCUCUCCAUGCCUAAUAUAGUAGCACCCCUGGAGACCUCUGGGCCCCACCCUCCACCACUACCCAUCCACCUGCCUCUUCCCAUGCCUCUCCCUAAUCUGGAGCCGUACAACAUGCUCCAGCAUCUGCCCUUGGAGAUAGAAGACAGGUGGCUGGAGAGGAAACUUCAGAACCUCCAGGUGCUCAGAGGGAUGAGUGUGUUUACAUUUAACGGGCGCAGGGCUCUGAUGUCUGACCCCUAUCUGUUCAGAGCCAAAAUGGAGGACAAGUCAGUGGACACCUCAGACCUGGAGGUAACUGACGAUCCAUUGGGGCUCCAUGGAAUCGACCUGAUCACGGCAGCACUGCUCUUCUGUCUGGGGGACUCCCCUGGGGGCCGCAGCAUCUCAGACAGCAGGAUUGUAGACGGCUACCACGUCGACUUUGGUACCCAGACCUUCUCCUUCCCCUCGGCUAUACUGGCCACUAACACCAUGGUGGGGGAUAUCGCCUCCGCGUCGGCCUGUGAUCACGCCAGCCCUCAGCUCUCUAACCCCAGCCCCUUCCACUCUCUCCGGCUGGACCUGGUUCUGGAGUGCGUGGCCCGUUACCAGACCAAGCAGCGCACCAUGUUCACCUUCGUGUGUGGACAGCUGUUCCGCAGGGACGAGUUCUCUUCGCAUUUCAAAAACGUUCACGGGGACAUCCACGCUGGCCUAAACGGCUGGCUGGAGCACCGCUGUCCCCUGGCCUACUACGGCUGCACCUACUCCCAGAGACGCUUCUGUCCCUCUGUUCAGGGCUCCAGGAUCAUCCAUGACAGACACCUGGGCUCGUUUGGGGUGCGGCCCGACAUGCCUCCCCAGUACGGCGAUAAAACCCUCCCCAGGAAUGCCUGUCGGUUCGGGUCCACCUGCGACCACCUGAGCUCCUUGCCCUUCGAGCUGCAACAGUAUGUGGCCAGUUUCCUGGAUGGCUUCAGCCUGUGCCAAUUUUCCAGGGUCUCUCGGACAAUGAGGGAUGUGUGUGGCAGUUUACUGCAGUCCAGAGGCAUGGUGGUGCUGCUCUGGGAGAACACACGAAGGCCUGAUGGGUCAUCCUCAUGGCAGAUCCAAAACAAGGUGUGGCGAUUUAGCACAGCCUUCGGUACAGUGAAGGAGUGGAAGUUUGCCAACAUCACCAGUAUGGCCGACCAUCUGAAGAAGUGCAAGUUUAACACCAUCACCUGUCGGGACGAGGCCAUCCCUCUGCCCUGCAUGUGCUUAUCCAGAGAGCUCACCAAAGAGGGACGCUCACUGCGCUCAGUCCUCAAGCCGGAAAAAAAACGGAAUUGUUUUCAACCUAUUUGAUAUGCAUACACGCGGAGUGGACAAAACCUUCUCUUUCCAUGACCGACUGACCAGGUGAAUCCAGGUAAAAGCUAUGAUCCCUUAUUGAUGUCACCUGUUAAAUCCACUUCAAUCAGUGUAGAUGAAGGGGAGGAGACAGGUUAAGUAAUGAUUUUUAAGCCUUGAGACAUGGAUUGUGUAUGUGUGUCAUUCAGAGGGUGAAAGGGGCAAGACCAAAUAUUUAAGUGCCUUUGAAUAGGGUAUGGUAGUAGGUGUCAGACGCACCGGUAUGAUUGUGUCAAGAACUGCAGCGCUGCUGGGUUUUUCACACUCAACAGUUUCCUGUGUCAAUAAUGGUCCUCUACCCAAAGGACAUCCAGCCGACUUGACACAACUGUGGGGAGCAUUGGAGUCAACAUUGGCCAGCAUCCCUGUGGAACACUUUUGACACGUUGUAGAGUCCAUGUCCCGAUGAAUUGACUGUUCUUGGGGGCGGUGCAACUCAAUAUUAUGAAGGUGUUCUUAAUGUUUUGUGCACUAUAUAUUCUUGUUACCAAUGUACUGAAUAGAUUAUUUAACUUUUACAUACUCUGUCAAUGUGUAAAUAAAAAAUAUUUUUGACAUUA
Messenger RNA from Oncorhynchus keta (chum salmon), 3250 nucleotides. Its product is annotated as F-box only protein 30-like. Gene Ontology annotation, molecular function: protein binding; ubiquitin protein ligase activity; zinc ion binding. The transcript is spliced from 4 exons. Bases 273 to 2645 code for a protein of 790 amino acids. NCBI's taxonomy places the organism in Eukaryota, Metazoa, Chordata, Actinopteri, Salmoniformes, Salmonidae. The record is from RefSeq and is a predicted model, not a curated record.